Messenger RNA from Pestalotiopsis fici W106-1, 2757 nucleotides. RefSeq lists its product as uncharacterized. The transcript has a single exon. NCBI's taxonomy places the organism in Eukaryota, Fungi, Ascomycota, Sordariomycetes, Amphisphaeriales, Sporocadaceae. The record is from RefSeq and is a predicted model, not a curated record. The coding region runs from base 1 to 2757 and encodes 918 amino acids. Gene Ontology annotation, molecular function: microtubule binding.
AUGGCCGACCCAGCAAAUCUUUCAACCACGACUCCGCAAGGCCAGCGAUCCACCAUGCGCCGAACUUUGCGGUCCACAUCUCCCCAGUCUCCGUCUCGGCGGCGCGGCGCCGAUGCGCUUUUGAUGCGCCUGACGCCAGCCUCGGCUGUCGAGGCCCUCCGAGUUCCCAGCGGAGUUCUCAAGUCUUGCCUUGACGAAGCAUCGCCAUCAGAACAGCACUUUGCAAUGAGGACUGCCAUAGCGUCCAAGAAGAUUCACGAAUGGCUCGACGAGCUCUUGGACUGGCCAUGGCCCAAGGACAGCACGUCUGCAGGCUUCGAAAUGCCACCAACCAAAAGGAGAAAGUAUUCCGAGUCUCAAGAGCCAGUUGGAGACGGACACCAAAGCCUGGAGCUUGAAGGUGAGGCCAGUCAAGAGACGGAAUAUAUGGGUAGUGUGCCGGCCACCGAAAUUGUGCGCUAUGAAGGCAGGAUUGAGCAAGUACAAAAAGGGUUGGAUGAACUCGACCUUGAGGACAUCAAAUCCCAUGUACUCUUCAAUCACAUCAUGCCUCUAUCGCGAACAGGCACGCCCAUUUCAGAUGCCGGUUUCACCUUUGCCGCAAGCUCCAUGCCGUAUACGAAAAUGGAAGACAUAACCGCUGUCAUAACUGCUAUUACUGUGCAAACGCUGCCGAAUCUUUCCAGAUUGACAAAGUUACUCAAGACGUGGAAUAUUCGAAUAAUCGUCCUGCGCAAAGUACCUACAGUUCUGAGGUUGAUCACAGAAGCUCAGGUUGCGCUGAAAUCCGGCUGGAGUGCUAUACAGACAGCGCCGCCACCGAGCACUUCAGUAGUAUCCCGAAAAGAUUUUGAGGUGAUGAAUUCGGUUCUACGGCAAAAAGUGUCUCUCCCAGGGCGAGAUCUCGACUAUAUGCUGGAUAUUCUAGAAGGGAUGAGGGACACACUACCUGAUGCCUGGCUUGAUCAGAUGGAUGCUGUGGAGAAGGAUUACGCCGAGUGGGUGGUUACAGCGGAGAGGCGUGUGAGGAGAGGGGAGUGGGGAGACGUCUAUGCUCCAUCGCAAUCGGAAAGGGGCCGAGCAGCUCCUACAUCCCCGCAACCGAAGAUCCGGAUUCAGACUCCCAGUCCUACUAGAGAUCAAAGUGGUAGAGGCAGCGCUUCGAGCGAAGAGGAGGUCUCUACCCAAGGCUCUACUGAACAAUUUACCGGUGCAGUGGAGGAUGUGUCCCAGCACGCCCUUCAAAAGCGGGAAACCGAGCCAAGUCGGCGAAAGGCUCAAGAUGUCGAUGGCCCAGCUGACGGAGUAGUAUCGGAGGCCGCCCUUUCCGAAAUGAACCGAAACAUUCUUCGCGCUGUACCAGAAAUCUCAGUUGCAGGCUCCCAACUUCAACACAAGAAGAGCUUGUCAGAAUUUGAUGCGGAAUCCUCCAUCCUGGAGUCGGUUUAUGAGGAGGACGAGGACGGCGAAGACGAGCUUCAGUUACCCCCUGCAAGAUUUGACGCACGGCGGUUUAGCGAAAGGUCAAUGGCAUCAACCGUACUACGUGAUCCUGCCAGUGACUUUGGUCUCUCUGACAACGACGCUCUACGGGACGAUUUCAGCGAGCUCGAACUAACCCGAGUGCCAGACGCGGACGCACAGUUUUCUAGUGAUGGACCAAGUCCGCCUAGUUCGCCACCGCUGAGAUACAUGCGCAGAACACCUUCUGUAUCAUUCAACGGCAUUCCGGAGUCGCCUGAAGAAGAUUCAUCGCCUCCGCUUAGUCCUUUGGAUCCGCCCCCGCACAUAUUUGAUACCGAGAGCUCCUUUGAUUAUGGUACCCGAGCGAGCAGCCCCGAGCACCCGAGCACCGUCAGUGAGGUUGGUGAUGAUUUGCACCAGCAAAUUAGGGCCGUUCUGAAGGGCAUUCCCAGCAAUAUCCGUCUAUCUACAAGGCCAUCUGCCAUCAACUUGAAUCCACCUGAUCUGCAACUGCCGAGCCGCCCAAGGGCAAGGACCUCGGAACCAUAUCGCCGCAGCACCUCUGCUGUCUCUACUCGUUCGACCAUGUCUUCUCGAUCCGAAACUCCAUGGCUCCUUGCACCAGCUCGAGCAUCACGCCCCCAAUCUAGAGCUAGUCGCGAGACACAGACUUAUUACCUAUCACGAUCAAAUGGCGAACCUCCAUUGAAGUUGCUCGUGCGCUGCGUUGGAGAGAAGGGAGAGCGGGUCAUGGUUCGGGUUGGUGGAGGUUGGGCCGAUUUGGGCGAGUAUCUGAAGGAGUAUGCGAUUCAUCACAGUCGAAGAUCCAAGGGUGAAGGCAAGGUCGAGGUUAGAGAUUCUUCGACCCUGUCAGCCACCAAGACUGGAUCCAGCCCGCCGGCUCGACCAGCUUCCGCACUCGAUUCGCCAAUGACACCACUUGCAAUACGAAAAACUCGAAAGGUUUCGGGUGGUGAGAAUUCAUUAAGACGACCUGCAGUGCCAGCACGGCCUGAUAGCCCACCGUCUGACGAAUCAAGUGGCGAUUCGCGGGACUCGUACGCUCCAUCGAACCCAAACAGCAGCAUUCUGGGCAUGUCAGGUCCACACCCAAAGAAGACGAGAUCGCUCGACGAGGAAAGCCGUCAAUGGGUCGAGGAUAUGAGGAAUAAGGUUCGCACCGCUAGUGGUGAGCAGCGGACUGCUUCCGGGCAACCACAGAAUGGCAACAAGUUUGGCGAACUAGGCAAAGUUGGAGGAACCAAGCGCGUGUAUAGAAAGAAAGUCGCUUGA